UGCAGGUAACCGAGAUUUUAUGGACAUCAUGGAUAUGCCAAACACAAAUAAAUAUUCCUUUGAUGGAGCGAACCCUGUGUGGCUCGAUCCGUUCUGCAGAAAUCUGGAAUUGGCAGCACAGGCUGAACAUGAAGAUGAUCUACCUGAGAACCUGAGUGAAAUCACAGACCUGUGGAAUAGUCCCACCAGGACCCAUGGAACCUUUGGACGGGGUCCUUCAGCUUCCAAGCCAGAAGAGGAUCACUACCUGAGGGCAGCUAUUCAGGAGUACGAUAACAUUGCAAAGUUGGGCCAGAUCAUGAGAGAAGGGCCUAUCAAGCUGAUCCAGAAUGAUCUGGAUGAGGAGGAGGAGGAACCGAGAAGCCCCAGUCAAGGGAGCCUUCGCUUUCGGCAUCAGCAGCCUGUUGAGCUCAGGGGACCUGAUGGCGUCCAUGUAGUCCAUGGUAGCACAGGCACACUCCUCACCUCGGACCUCAACAGCCUUCCUGAGGAUGACCAGAAAAUACUAGCUCGCUCCUUAGAGACACUGACUGCGGAAGGUGGGCCCUACUGUGACAGAAACGCCCGUACGGAGUCUGCCAAAUCCACCCCCAUGCACAAGAUGAGAGAAGUGAUCAUGGAGAGCCCACUGGAAAUCACGGAGUUAUGACUAGAAGUGGCAUCCCUGGUGUAGCCCUCCAAGGGAUCCUGGGCCUACACAGA
Pseudonaja textilis is the source of this 702-nucleotide messenger RNA. NCBI's taxonomy places the organism in Eukaryota, Metazoa, Chordata, Lepidosauria, Squamata, Elapidae. The record is from RefSeq and is a predicted model, not a curated record.